GUUCAAAUCUGGUCUCAGACAGUAGCUGUGUGGUCCUGGAUUACCUAAAAUGGAGGCACCUACGUAGGAGACACCAGAGACCUGCUUUUGAGAGAAGACAUCCUGCAUUCCCCUAACGCAUGGGUCUGCUCCUGUUGCUGAGGCUGUGGCUGCCCCUCCUCCCUCCUGGCCCCUGCAGGUGUGUCUCCAGGUUCCCUGGCUUCAUUCUCCACUCCUUACCCAGACUUGGGACUGAUCAGUCACCCUGUCCCAGAUCUCCAGUUGGUCCCACUGACAGUGACAGAGAAUGGAAGCCUCAGAAGGCACAAGAAGCAACGGGGCCAGCCCCGAGGCCAGGGAUGCCCGAAGCCCCCUAAGCACCAAUGGCAAUGUGGAGAAUGGCGGUAAGGUCGAAGCCAAGGAUACCAAGGCUACCAAUGGGCAUGUCGGGGAAGGUGCUGAGAACAAAAACCCAGGGAGUCCCCUGAAACAUGGGGAGGGAAGGAGCACCUUGUUUUCUGGUAAUGACUGGAGGAAACCGAUCAUCCAGUUUGUUGAGUCUGUAGAUGACAAGAGUUCCAACUACUUUAGCAUCGACUCUGUGGACAAGAGGUCCCCUUAUGCUGGCCUCCAGUUGGGGGGCUCAAAGAAGCCACCCGUAACCUUUGCAGAAAAGGGGGAGCUGCGUAAGUCCAUUUUCUCUGAGUCCAGGAAGCCUGUGGUGUCCAUCAUGGAGCCUGGGGAGGGGAGAAGGAACAGUUACCCCCGUGGGGGAGACUCAGGCAUCCUCCUUCGGCCCAAGUCCAGUUCAGAGGAGAUCCUGUGCGACUCCUGCAUAGGCAACAAGCAGAAGGCUGUCAAGUCUUGCCUGGUAUGUCAGGCCUCCUUCUGUGAACUGCAUCUCAAGCCCCACCUGGAGGGAGCCGCUUUCCGAGACCAUCAGCUGCUGGACCCCAUCAGAGACUUUGAGGCCCGGAAGUGCCCCCUGCAUGGAAAGACCAUGGAGCUCUUCUGUCAGACAGACCAGACCUGCAUCUGCUAUCUCUGCAUGUUCCAGGAGCAUAAGAAUCAUAGCACGGUGACUGUGGAGGAGGCCAAAGCAGAGAAGGAGACAGAGCUGUCUUUGCAAAAGGAGCAAUUGCAACUGAAGAUCAUUGAGAUUGAAGAUGAAGCUGAGAAGUGGCAGAAAGAGCGAGACCGAAUUAAGAGCUUUACCACCAAUGAAAAAGCCAUCCUGGAGCAGAACUUCCGCGAUCUAGUUCGGGACCUUGAAAAACAGAGGGAUGAAGUUAGGACAGCGUUGGAGCAGCGGGAGCAAGAUGCCGUGGACCAGGUGAAGGUGAUCGUGGAUGCAUUAGAUGAGAGGGCCAAAGUCCUACAAGAGGAUAAGCAGACCAGAGAGCAGCUGCACAGUAUCAGUGACUCGGUGCUGUUUCUUCAGGAAUUCGGGGCACUUAUGAGCAAUUACUCCCUUCCCCCACCUCUGCCUACAUACCACGUCUUGCUGGAAGGAGAAGGCCUGGGUCAGUCACUGGGUAACUUCAAGGAUGAUCUACUCAAUGUAUGCAUGAGACACGUGGAGAAGAUGUGCAAAGCAGAUCUGAGUCGAAACUUCAUCGAGAGAAAUCAUAUGGAGAAUGGGGACCAUCGCUAUAUGAACAACUAUGCAUCUGACUGGGGCCAGUCAGAUACCAUGAAGAGAUAUUCCAUGUACCUCACACCCAAGGCUGGGGCCAGGACAUCCUAUCAACCUUCUUCUCCAGGCCGCCUCACCAAAGAGAUCAAUCAGAAGAACUUUAACAAUCUCUAUGGAACCAAAGGUAACUACACUUCCAGAGUGUGGGAAUAUUCAUCCUCCAUUCAGAGCUCUGAUGAUUUGCCCGUUGUCCAAGGCAGCUCCUCUUUCUCCUUGAAAGGUUACCCCUCCAUCAUCAGAAGUCAGAGUCCCAAAGCUCAGCCACAGACUUGGAAAUCUGGCAAGCAGACCUUGCUGUCGCACUACCGUCCUUUCUAUGUCAACAAGGGCAAUGGUGUGGGUUCCAAUGAGGCCCCUUGAGCUUCCCGAACAGGAGUGAGACACCAAGAGACCACCUGACCCUUCCCCGGUUGUACCUGCUACUACUAUCUACUCAGCUACUGCUUUGUCUCUAGGGGGUCUGGGCUGGUGGGGAACAUGACCUUCCAAGGAUUGUCCUCUCUCUCCCCUCCAGCUUUCCCGGUCCUCCAACCUCUCUGACAAUCCUAGAGUAUGUCAGCGACUCCCCCCUUAGCUAUACUGUGCUUGGUCCCCUGUCUGCUCAGGCCCCUUUGUCCUCUGCUUUCCCUGAAGUCAGAGAGGACUCUGCUACCUGUCUCAUUUUAUGGGUCAAGAUAUGGUUCACAGAAGGAACUCUCCCUCCACCCUCCUCUCCACACCCCCCCCCCCCACCAUAGUAAGUCCUUCUGCAGACCCUGGGAUGGCAGCUCUGGAGGUAGGCACCUAUUUGGCACCAGCCUGCCAUUCCUGACUGACCUUUCCUCUGUCUCCUUAGCUCAGCCAAUAUCUUGGUUUUCCCCCCAGAACUGCCAAUAGUCAUCCUCAUGGGUGACCUGAGAGGGCUGCAUACCUAGCAGACAAAACUUUCUGUUCUUCCACAAAUGUAGACACUGUCUCACUCUUGUCAGCUCAUGUCCUUGACUGGGCAAGACUGACUUCCCUCAGACUCAAGCUGAUUUUUCUUAUGCCCAGGCCUACCCAGGAUUUCUGAUCUUGCCUGAAGAGGGCAAAGUUCCUCCUAUCUGGCUAGAGGCUGGUUUCCUACACAGUCAGAGGAGUUUGACGCUUUUGUCAUUGUGCCAAACAGGCCCAGGGUCCCUGAACAGGGAUAAGAGAUAAGUCACCCCCAUUCAGGAAACCUCUGUCUCUCCAAGGGAGGCUGUGGCUCUUCAGCAAUGACAGGCAGGUUGCUUGGCUCUUAUGCCUCCCCAGUCCUUCUCUCUGUGGCCAGAAUGGGUAAUGCUCCUCACAGUGCCUUCCCCAGCCUUGCAAAUAGCUGCUAGCCUGGUUGCCUUGGGGUUGAGUAAUUCAUUCUUUCGCAUAAUGCAGAAUAUAAAAUGGGGUGGAGUGGGUAGGAAGGGGAAAUACUGGUGGUGAAUGAAAAUGACUGGGCUGGUACUUAGUAAGCACUUAGGUAAAAAUAUGCUCCUACCCUCCCUCCCUAUGCCCACCUUGGCCAGAGUCGCCAUCCCUCUUUCCCUUUGACUGGUCUCACUGCUGGGAGCUGCGCAGCACCUCAGCUUUCCCCAGGCCUGGCGGAGAGAGGGUCUUGAGAAGAAAAAAAAUCAACAACACACAAAACCAGGAAGAGUCUGAGUCUGCACACUUGACCCCCCCCUCCCCAC
Molecule: messenger RNA, 3360 nt
Organism: Trichosurus vulpecula (common brushtail)
Lineage: Eukaryota; Metazoa; Chordata; Mammalia; Diprotodontia; Phalangeridae
Gene: TRIM29
Product: tripartite motif containing 29
Exons: 11
Coding region: 287-2035 (582 amino acids)
Molecular function (GO): zinc ion binding
Source: RefSeq, a predicted model, not a curated record